GAUGGCGCAAUUUAGCAUGCGAACGUCUAUCAUUCAGUCAGCACUGCUUUCAUUUCUAAAUCUGAAAGUAUAAAGUUAGCUCUCGGCUCAACAUUUGUACGAGCGAGCAAUGUCCAAAAUCAAGAACAUAAUUUGGCCUCAAGUGAUUUUAUUUGGCGACUCGAUCACACAGUUUUCAUUCCAACCGAAUGGAUGGGGUUCCGAAAUUGCAAAUCAACUAGCCAGAAAAUGUGACGUUGUGAACAGAGGGUUGUCCGGCUACAACUCCAGGUGGGCAAAGAUUGUCUUGCCUCGCCUCAUCUCCAAGGACAGUGCUUCAAGCAACCACAUAGCUGCUGUCACGGUCUUCUUUGGUGCCAACGACUGUGCUUUAGAAGAUAAGAACCCACAGCAGCACAUCCCAUUGCAGGAGUACUCCGAGAACCUGAAGGACAUUGUCAAACACCUGGGGUCUGUGGGUGUGUCUGCAGACAAGGUCAUCUUCAUCACUCCUCCACCUCUGCAUGAGCCAGCCUGGGAGAAGGAGUGUGUCCUGAAAGGCAGUGCUCUGAACCGUCUCAACUCUGUGGCUGGCCAGUAUGCCCAGGCCUGUGUGCAGGCUGCCGGUCAGUGUGGGGCAGACGUGCUGGACCUCUGGACUCUCAUGCAGAAAGAUGGACAGGACUUCACAGGCUACCUCUCAGACGGGCUCCAUCUCUCUGACAAGGGCAACCAGUUUGUGUCACAGCAUCUGUGGACGCUGUUGAAGAGCAGGGUGGAGGAGUUACCCUUCAUCCUGCCUUAUUGGGGCGACGUAGACCCUAAAGAGCCAGAGAGUGGUCUACUGUGUGACUGAUGGCCCUCAGGCUGAGUGAGAGGGGAAGGGUAGAGAUGGGGCCUCAGGUCCACUGGUCGGCGACGGUAAUGGGAUGACACUGAAAGGGGUUGGAAUCAGUCCUCAUUCCAUAAGACUGAAAUAUAUAAAACCAUGAUGACAUGUUUUAAAUGUUCUUUUUAAAUUUCCUGAGGUCUGUGUUGAAACACAUUAUUUUUUAGAAUGUGUGUGUUCACUGUAAGCAAGAAGCCAGUUUCAAGUGGGCAUACACAUUUUAUUCAUCCAGGUCAUUGAGUACACCCUGCACAUGAAACAGGACAGUCAGAAGACAUAUGGAGUCGAGUUUCCCCUCGCAUCUCAGAGCUAAUACUAUGAUGUAGGCUUAUACUCACGAUAUCUGUGGACAAUAGGCUAUUAUAACAAAGCUGCAGAAUGCCCUUGGCCCACAAGCAAACAUUUCAACAUAUACGCAAGUACUCAUCACCUAAUAUACAGGAAAUGGUGAAAAGAUUCUACAAGCUGAUAGGUAUUCAUUCAUCAUUGGCACAAGAAUAUUCCAAAGGGCUUACGGAGCUUAGAAAUAGCAGUUCCCAUUAGUAAGCACAAAUUUCAUCUGGGGUGACAUUCCCGUUGCCUACAGUACAUACAGAAAUAAGGAGCAGUGGUCAAAAUGAAAACAAUUCGGCUCAACUUCAGAAAUAAGGCACUAGUGUUGUGGAUUUAAAAAAAUUAAAUAAGAAGUUUGUCAACAAAUAA
Oncorhynchus masou masou (cherry salmon) is the source of this 1570-nucleotide messenger RNA. It is a transcript of the gene iah1, whose product is annotated as isoamyl acetate hydrolyzing esterase 1 (putative). Gene Ontology annotation, molecular function: hydrolase activity, acting on ester bonds. The transcript is spliced from 6 exons. Lineage: Eukaryota; Metazoa; Chordata; Actinopteri; Salmoniformes; Salmonidae. The record is from RefSeq and is a predicted model, not a curated record. The coding region runs from base 110 to 835 and encodes 241 amino acids.